Auxenochlorella protothecoides is the source of this 192-nucleotide messenger RNA. RefSeq lists its product as hypothetical. The transcript has a single exon. The record is from RefSeq and is a predicted model, not a curated record. Lineage: Eukaryota; Viridiplantae; Chlorophyta; Trebouxiophyceae; Chlorellales; Chlorellaceae. Bases 1 to 192 code for a protein of 63 amino acids.
AUGAUGGCGUCGCAUGGGGUGGGGCCGGAUCCCCUCGGUCGAAUCGAUCAGGUUCAGCGUGGUGGUGUGCCUUUGCGUGCGGAGCACGUGCAAGGGUGCCUACAAGUCAGCGACGGCAAGGCCGCGCUCAGACCUGGCCCUCGCCGAGCAGCGGCUCGUACUCAUAGGCAGUGGCGGGCGGGGAGGCGCUGA